GAAACGUUCCACUUGCAGUGCUGCAUAUCUUAGUAUCUAAGGAUAUGGCCAAGCGUCCUCCUUGUAAAGGUUUGUGUUCCAAAAUACAUGUUCAGGCAUUCAUGUAGGCUAAAGCACCUCGCACUUCAGUUGCUUUCAAUUUAACUACUGGAGAGCUUAGAAGGAACUCUAUGGCGCUCCGCAUUGUUGGCGAAAACCGCGAUGCCGGUAUUGCGCGCAACUCCUCUAUGACAAUGAAAGGAAGCGAUAUCUCUGCAGAUGCAUGCAGCCGUAGCCUUGAGGCCCUCGCAAGGGGCACAGACCUGCCCUUUAUGGCGAGCUGCAGCUUUCACUCCCGCGCUUCUGAACACAACACCGACCGCAGCACUGCGCUUAGCUCAAAGCUGACUGUUCUGGGGCAUAUGGAUAUUCCAAACCUCGCAAGCCCCAGGGCUGCCUUUAGCAGCGCUACGUCUUCGCAUCUUGCCUUGGGCUCCGGCGUGGCAUCCCGUGACUCGUCGGCAGUGGACUUUAUGCCCUAUGUCACGGUUCUGGUCAAUCCUGGCCCGGGCCACUCCUCACGGCUGUGUGCUGCUGGAGUCGGCACUGCGGCCGACAUGGAAAUGACAUUUCCCGAUGUUGACAUUGUCACCGAAAGCGACUAUUUCGAUGACGACAGCGACGCCGAUGGCACGAGCAGCAGCAGCAGCGACGAUAUCCCCAGCAAUGCCAUCCGCCAAAGCCGAAGCCUGGACAUCCCUUUCCACGACUCCAACCACCGGAACAUCAACAUUCCGAGCAUUGCCAACGGCCACCUCAAACUUCAUGGCCACAGCCUCCAAAAUGUUACAUCGAAGCUGCUCGACGGUAUUACCUUCUUAGAUGUCGUGCGAAACAAGAGGACUUGUACGACAACAGUCCAAGGUCGAGGCGGAGAUCAAGGAGACGAAGCAGCAGCAGGAGGAAGGGAAGCAGUAUUGGAGGACGACACGGCCUGCUGUGUGCCUUUGGAUGGCAAUGACGUCGCAGGCCAGGGAGUCAUCCUUCCUCUAAAUCCCACCACGGAUUCACAGGAGACCUCAGCAAACAGCAUAGGCACUGUCAACAACACGAGCGUCUUCAGCGGCAGCGGUAGCAGCAGCGUUUCUCCGGCAGACAGCACGGCUAGCAUGUACGAGUUGCUUCUACAGCGUCUAACUCCGCUGUCACCCAGUCUGCGGGGGCUGCCGCUAGCAGCCUGGGGGGACCUGGACGUAGUCGUGGCGGCGCUGGGAGGAGACCUCCGAGCAGGGGCUGCGGCGCCGACAAUAGGCGGAGUUAUCGCCUGGAAGAGUGUGC
Astrephomene gubernaculifera is the source of this 1317-nucleotide messenger RNA. The record is from the annotation of a GenBank genome assembly. Lineage: Eukaryota; Viridiplantae; Chlorophyta; Chlorophyceae; Chlamydomonadales; Astrephomenaceae.